UUAUGACACAUGGUGCAAGUUUGUGAACACAAGACGAAAAACCAGGAUAAAGACUGAUUAGGGAUUCAUUCUAAGAGUAACGAUUGUUUUCCAAUUAAGAGAGAGGCUAUACAGUGCCAACUUACUCUGUUGUUAUACGUGAUAACUCAUCUCUAGAUCUGUAGAGAGCAAGACCUAACGAUGGCAGAGAACACUGAACAAAGUGAAAACAAACCCAUUUUCCGAGACCUGACUGCAGACGAGGAAGAUCCUGACAUCACCGAGAUAGAGAGUUUGUGUCUCCAGUGUAAGAAAGAUGGAAUGACUCGACUUUUCCUGACAAGGAUUCCAUUUUUCCGUGAAGUGAUAUUGUCUUCCUUCAGUUGCGAUCAUUGUGGAUACAAAAACUGUGAACUACAACCUGCCAACUCCAUACAGGAACAAGGGGUCAAUUACACUGUGGAGGUCGAGGAGGAACAGGACCUGAACAGACAGAUUGUGCAGUCAGAGAGGGCCACUGUUUCUAUCCCGAGCUUAGAGUUUGAGGCUCCACCAGGCAAAGGAGUUCUGACCACUAUUGAGGGGGUUAUAGACGGUGCAGUGAGCGGUUUGAAUCUGGACCAGCCAUCACGAAGGGAGCAAAGUCCUGAGAUUGCUUCUAAAAUAGAUGAUGUGAUAUUGAAACUGACCAUGCUGAAGACCCUACGAGAACCGUUUACGCUGGUUGUAGACGAUCCCACAGGAAACAGCUAUGUGGAGAAUCCGCACGCUCCCAAGUCUGAUCCUAACGCCAAAGUCAAGCAUUACACCAGGACAGCUGACCAGGAUGAAGCCCUAGGACUGACCACGGAGAAAGAGGACGACACACCGGGAGCAAAGGAUGAGGUGAUGACAUUUCAGACCAACUGUCCCAACUGUAACUCACCCUGCAGUACACACAUGAAGAUGGUCGCAAUUCCUCAUUUCAAGGAGGUCAUUAUCAUGGCAACCAAUUGUGAUGCAUGUGGUUCCCGUACCAACGAGGUGAAGAGUGCAUCUGGCAUCGAGCCAAAGGGCUGCAGGAUUACAUUGAAACUCACGGAUCCUAUAGACAUGUCACGUGAUGUCCUCAAGAGUGAGACAUGCAGUAUAGGUAUCCCAGAGAUGGACUUCGAAACCGACUUCGGUACACUGGGAGGAAAGUUUACUACCCUGGAGGGAUUACUACAGAACGUCAAGGAUCAUUUAAGUGGACCAAAUUCAUUCUUUCAAGGCGACAGUUCCCAACCAGAGAGGAAAUCGAAGCUAGAUGACUUCUGUAAUCAGCUUGACAAGGUGAUUGAUGGGGAGAUGAUGGGGAUACACUUCGUCCUGGAUGAUCCUGCGGGCAAUAGUUACCUACAGAAUGUUUACGCCCCAGACGACGACCCAGAGCUUGAAAUUGUACACUACGAACGGGAUUACGACCAAAAUGAGGUUCUCGGCAUCAAUGACAUGAAAACAGAGGGAUUAUGA
Molecule: messenger RNA, 1473 nt
Organism: Mizuhopecten yessoensis (Yesso scallop)
Lineage: Eukaryota; Metazoa; Mollusca; Bivalvia; Pectinida; Pectinidae
Product: zinc finger protein ZPR1-like
Exons: 14
Coding region: 181-1473 (430 amino acids)
Cellular component (GO): cytoplasm; nucleus
Molecular function (GO): zinc ion binding
Source: RefSeq, a predicted model, not a curated record